Molecule: messenger RNA, 2574 nt
Organism: Pseudoliparis swirei
Lineage: Eukaryota; Metazoa; Chordata; Actinopteri; Perciformes; Liparidae
Gene: nup88
Product: nucleoporin 88
Exons: 1
Coding region: 1-2166 (721 amino acids)
Biological process (GO): ribosomal large subunit export from nucleus; ribosomal small subunit export from nucleus; protein import into nucleus
Cellular component (GO): nuclear pore
Molecular function (GO): structural constituent of nuclear pore
Source: RefSeq, a predicted model, not a curated record
AUGGCGGCAUUCGGCAGAGAGCGGUGGUUGAAUGACCUCCCAAACCACGAGAUCUUCCAAAAGAUCCGAUCCAAGUUGUAUUUAGAACCCAACGUGAAUGAAAGAGGGGUCGCUAAAAACCUCACGUUUUGUUUAGGCGGAGAUUUGUUCGUGUGGGACGAUGCCGACCGCGUGUUUUACACGACCAACUUGCGACAUCUCAACACGGAUGAGAGUCUCGGCAACGUCGGCGGGAACCACCAGACCUUGCUGUGCAUCAACCCGCCUCACUUCGAGCUGUGCCAGGUGUUGCUCAGCCCGACUCAGAACCACGUCGCGCUCGUCGGGCUCCGAGGCGUCUCCGUGUUGGAGCUCCCCCAGCGCUGGGGCAAGAGGUCCGAGUUCGAGGGCGGACGGCGCGAGAUCAACUGCAAGACGGUCCCGGUGGCGGAGCGCUUCUUCACCAGCUCGCCGUCCGUGAGUCUGCGGCAGGCGGCGUGGUACCCCAGCGAGACCGACGAGCCCCAUCUGGUGCUGCUCACGUCCGACAACACCGUCCGGUUUUACGGCUUGACGUCGCCACAGACGCCGGCCAAAGUCCUGUCGGUGUCCCAGUCGGAAGAUGACGUGAGCGGCCACCCUCCGGCCCGCUCCUACGCGGCGUCUUUAGGCGAGAUAGCGGUGGCGUUUGACUUUGGGCCGAUUUCUUCCCCUCUCCGGCAGCUCGCUGCACAGUGCUCCAAAGAACAGCUGGUCUACCCUCUGUACAUCCUCUACGAAAACGGGGAGACGUAUCUGAGCUACACGAGCCAGGCCAAGGGGCUGAGUCUAACUAAACCCGUUGGACCCCUCCCGAUGUAUCCUGCAGCGGAGGAUAACUACGGCUACGACGCCUGCGCCAUCCUCUGCCUGCCAUGUGUGCCCAGCAUCCUGGUCAUCGCCACAGAAACGGGCACGCUGUAUCACUGCGUGGUGCUGGAUUCCGAGGAGGAGGAAGAGGCCAGGGCGGUGGACAAGUGGAUCCGAGGCACAGAGGCGGUGCCGGCUCUCUAUGUAUUUGAGUGUGUGGAGCUGGAGCUCACCCUCAAAGUGGCCACAGGAGAGGACGAGGAACCUCAAGAGUUUGAUUUCACGUGCCCGAUCAGGCUGCACAGAGACCCCCUGUGUCAGCAGAGGUACCACUGCACCCACGAGGCAGGAGUGCACAGCGUGGGGCUCAUCUGGGUCAACAAGCUGCAGGCGUUCCUCCAGUCGGGCGAGGAGGAUCAGGACAAUCUCCAGGAGCUGGCCGCCGAGAAGCGCUGCAUCGUAGAGCACAUUCUUUGCACCAGACCGCUCCAGUCGAGUCCGUCGGCUCCAGUUCGUGGCUUUGUGAUUGUGUCUGACCUGUCCCUGGGCGCCACCAUGAUCUGCAUCACCAGUGCCUACGAAUGCAUCCUGUUGCCCCUGCUGAGCUCCAUCCGCCCGCCCUCCCCGCCGCUGCUCUGUACGCAUCCGGGACCGGGCUCAGGGAGCUCCCCUCUGCGCGGACUGGCCGACAACUCCUUUGAGCAGCACAUCCGCAACAUCCUGGCACGCAGCUCCACCAAUCCUCUCGUGCUCAAGGCCGGGGACAAGGACACGUCGCCGCCCCCUCCAGAGUGUCUGCAGCUCCUCAGCAGAGCCACGCAGGUCUUCCGCGAGGAGUACAUUCUGAAGCAGGACAUGGCCCGCGAAGAGAUGCAGAGGCGGGUCAAACUCCUGACCAGCCAGAAGAACCAGCAGCUGGACGAGCUGACUCUGUGCAGGGAGGAGAAGAAGAGCCUGAGGGAUGCAGCGGAGAGGCUGGCCGACAAGUACGAAGAGGCAAAGUAUCGCCAGGAAACCAUCAUGAGCGCGGUGAAGAAAGUGCUGGGCAGCCUGCAAAGCCGCCUGCCCGUCCUGUCAAACAGCGAGAAGGACAUGAGGAAGGAGCUGCAGACCGUCGGCGAUCAACUGAAACACCUGGACAACUGCAUCGAACAGGUGAACAUGAAGAUGGAGUACCAGACGACACAAGUGGACAAGGACGCGCCCGCAGCCAGGACGACGGUCUCGCUCAACGCCCAACAGAAGAAGGUGGUUCAGGAUGUCCUCCGAGAGCAGGGGCAGCAGAUCGGUGACAUGAUGAAACGGAUCAAAGACAUCAAGAACCACUUCAGUUUCUAAGCACUUCAGAAAGCGGGAAAAGAAAAUUGAAAAGAAAACAUUGAAAAUAAUCAAACGCUUGUUUUACUGCAGUGAUUUAAAUCUGCUGUUUGUGACAUUUGAUGAGAAGCUUGUUGUUCUGCUUUUGUUAUGACUUAAUGUGCCCUGAGUUCACCUGAUAUUUGAAUUGAAAGAUAUUUUUACAUACUCUUGUCUAACUUUACCUUUUGAUACGACAUGAUGUUUUUCUCUGACUGGGUAUAUGUUUUCCUUCAUGUCUUGCAUAAUGUUCAUCAUACUUAAGCGUUUCUAAAUGUUAGGGUUUGAGUCGGUGCAGAAGAUGCCAUGUAUAGGCAGGACGUGUGUGUGUGCUUUUCAACAUUGUUUGCUCACUUUUUGGCUUGACAAUAAAAUGUAAAGUUCUCUAAC